CUACUCAUCAUGGUCAAAGCUUAGCAUUCUGUGAAAGCUCUGCUUCUGAUUACGAUGAAGUGGAAGAUGAUGAUGAUCUCAUUGAGAUAAGUCUUCCUCCAAAUGAGAGCUCUGUUUAUGUCGAUGAAGUGUCAUCCAUAGGAAUGCUGUCGUGGGGAAAGUCGGGUUUCUCGAAUGAAUUCGUCAUUAGAGAAGAAGAAGAAGAAGAAGAAGAAGAAGAAGAAGAAGAAGAAGGGAUGAUGGAGGUGGUGGAAGAGAUUGAUGAGGUGAAUGAAGAAGAUAACUUGAUUGAGAUUGACCUCUCAAUUGGGUCCAUAAAGUUUCCCAGCUUUGACAUGGAAGGCUGAUAUGUGACAAGAAGUUAAUGGAAUGCAAGUUGUGGGUUCUUCCUUUCAUGUGGAAGAUGUUGAAUAGCCAAGGCUUUAAGCUGUCCUGCUGUUUUUCUCUCUUUCAAGUGCUUGUAUUCUGAAUCUCCAGCAAUUUUGAUUUAGCUCAGAAGAAGAAGAAAAAACUACACAGAGAUCAUCUGUGGUCUGGUUCACCUUUGAAUCCCCAAUCUCAGAACCACAUUCUUUAAUACUGAAAGAGGGUCCAACAUUCCAUUCAUUACCAUGGAAACAGCUUGAAUUACUUUCAAAUAAUUCCAUCAUCAGCAAGCAAUCACCCUCCAAUAGAGUGGCAGUGUCAAGCUCACACAACGGCAUUACAUAUCCAAAUGAAACCUGCUGCCUGCACCGUCUCAAUAAGUUAAUGACUAAGAACAUUAGACCAAGCUUUCAAGCUUCCAGCAUCUGCCAAAAGCUCCGAAAUAGACCUGAACCUCAGCUGAUUUCCAAGAACUCUAUUACUCUAAGCCAGCUGCAGUUGGUAUCAAACCAUGCUCAGAUAGAUACUGAUCAUAGCAGAAUUUACUCAAAAUGUCUCAUCCCAAUGUCACAAAGAAAGGUUACAAUGGUGUGACCAGGGCCAAGCGACUGCGCCACUCUAACAGCACCAACACAGUUCAUGGCUGACGAGCUCCCAACAAAUAGACCGUAGUUCUUCAGAAGAAACCUACAAGAUCGAUAAUGUUUGACACGAAUGACAAUUUAGUCCCCAGCAAACAAGUAUAGCUGUACUUUCAGAGUAACGAAAAAAUAUAGAAAGCACUAACCUUGACAUUUCGACAGCUUCCUCAUCACUGCCUCGAAAUGCACCAUCAAGUUCAGCCAUCAGAAAAGUUCUGCGUCAAUCUAUUGAUCCCUAUCUAUCCCUUCGGUUAUGGUAUCAAAUGGGUUCUUCAGCCUAUUCAUCAUCAAUCAGUGAAUCUAUCAUAAACUCACAUGACACAUGAGUGACAGCGGAGCCUUCGUCUCCUGUACCAAGGGUGCCUCCGGGAACACCAAGAAGGUGGUACUGGGAUUCGAACCUGGGACUUUGUCACAUCUCAAACUCGAAACCCAACACUUUUACCAACUAGGCUGUCUUACCAUCGGCGGUGAUGAAGUCUGCUGGUUACUCUUGAUAUUCAAUAACAAAUCGUCUGUUUGCACCAAAUUUAUAUCUCAAUAAUUGGCUAAAUUACAUGUUUGGUCACUCAAAUUAUACAAAAUUUUCACAUUUGGCACCCGAAUUACUUUUCUUUCUUAUUCGCCACUAACUUUACGAAUAGUUUCACCGUUAGUCACCGGCCGUUACACUCCGUUAAUUUGUCCUACGUGGCAAUCAACUAUAAGGUUUGACCGUUAACUAGAUGACGGAAAAAAUCCAAAGGUACCACUGUUUAAAAAAAAAAUUCCAAAAAUACCACCCAAUCCCAAAAAAUUCCAAAAAUACCAACCUUUUUCAAAAACCGCCACCCCACCCUGCGGUUUACACGAAAACCGUUUGUCGGGGGCGCGGUUAUAAAUUUUUUUUUUUUGGACCAAACCGCUGGGUGGGGUGGCGGUUUGACCCAAAACCGCCACCCCACCCAGCGGUUUGGUCCAAAAUUUUUUUUUUCGAUCAACUACUAACUUCGGCCGAAACUUCAAACGAACGUAACUUUGCACUCGGGUAUCCGAUCGAUGCGAUUCUUUUUUUCAUUUCGCAUAACUUUUCAAGAUCUAUAACUUUUAGUAGGAUAAAAUUUUCAAAAAUGG
Linum trigynum is the source of this 2120-nucleotide messenger RNA. The record is from the annotation of a GenBank genome assembly. Lineage: Eukaryota; Viridiplantae; Streptophyta; Magnoliopsida; Malpighiales; Linaceae.